CAAAUAAGUCGAUAUGUGCAUUUAUGAACUAACAGGUGUACAAAGGUGCACGUUGUGGUUUCCUUUCGGAAGGAAAAGUUAUUUGUGUCAUGAAAACAGAUUUAAGUAAUGACUUGGGUACACUUUUUUUAAAGGCCACGGACUAACAAACCUCAAGAACAUGCAUCAUUCCUCCAGUAUUGAUUUAACAAAGAUAUAUAUUCUUUCAAUAUUAUUUUAUCGUAUUCUUCCUCCACAAAGUAAACCCGUGAAUGCAAUAAGCAUUAAAAUGGGAAUGAAUCAAUAAUCCCAGAAAAUUGAUAUGGUUUGAUCAUCCCGUCAGCGUGUGCAAUAUUUAAGAUUAUUCUUCCACCAAACAACAAGCUGUCUGCUUACACACCCACAGAAAUCUGUUUACUCAUUAAAUUUCUUCACUCCAGUUCGACAAGUCCAUCGUCAUGCUUAAUCCAAUCCAAGUGUUUGGCAAGAAUGCACUCUAAAUAAUGUGGGGAAUGGAUGACCCCUCAGUACAAUCCUAACAGGAUGGAAAGCAUCUCAGGCAAAUUUUUGGACGUCCUUAUCUUAUCGAUUUGGCUAAUGUCGCCGGCUCCCUUGUCUAACACACCGAUGUAUUGGAAUCAGCCAUACUUACCGUUCUUUCUACCCUCACUCCUACCCCCGGCGGAGGACGAUAAAAUGUGGGACUUCGCCAUAACGCAUAACUACUGGGUCAAAAUUAGCUAUGCUGCUUUCAAUACCUUUUACUCGAUAGCAGUUGGUCAACUGUUCCUGGUAGCUGCUGUCUUCCCAUCGCUGUAUACGCUAACCAUCCUGCCCCUGGUUAAAAAUGAAUUUCGAUUAAACCAUGGCAACUCCAAGUACAAGUGGAAUACUUACAAAGUCCUGCGUUCCGUGACCUACCUCCCCAAAGAGUACAACAACGUCCAACUAAUGCACAAACAAAUUAAUCGAAGCAUUACUUACGUCGUGAUGGUGAUGCAUUGGGAAUUUCUGCAAAUUAUUCUGUCCCUGAAUUUCAUCCUACUAAAAAAUUGGAACUCGCUAGACAUAUUUUCCAAAAUCCAAUUAGUCAUAAUGUCGGUGAUGUGUAUGAUGGCGUGGACAUGUGGCUUAGAAAUUAUCGGGCGUUUCCACCAAAUGUCGAUAACCACUCUGAGAUCUUGGGAGAAUUUGAUGUUUCGAAGGGUCGAAGAGAAAAAAUAUUUCAAAAAGUAUGCUAAAACGUGCCAGCCAUUAGUUGUUGGUCUUCGUGGGGUGUUUACGAUCAAGAGACUUACCGUCUUGAAAUUCACCCGGGCUGUGGUCAAGGGAACCUUUAAAGCGGUACUUACAAUUGGAAGGAGAUGAAAUAUUUAAUCGAAAGUGAGUUGUACGCAAAUUUAUUGCCUAGAGCUGUAAAUAACUAAUUAUGCUGCUAAAUUCGUAAAUAUUACCAAAAAAAUUUGCAAGUUUGGAAUUUCAUAAACUUUUUUAAAGUUUUUAAAGUUUUAGAAAAUUUUACAAGCAUUCGACUUCAUUUGUCGUAUUUGAUUUUUUGUGGUCACCUCUAUGCUUUAUAGAGGUACAAAUUGUCCCCUAGUUUGCGGUUUAGUGUGAAUAUUAUGUAUUUAUGUGUUCAUACCUGUGUUUAAUUAAGUAAUCUGUAUACAUACAUAUUUAUGUAAAUAUGUUGGAUUUUGCAAAAAUGCUUCGGCCGGACGAUUAGA
Folsomia candida is the source of this 1706-nucleotide messenger RNA. RefSeq lists its product as uncharacterized. The record is from RefSeq and is a predicted model, not a curated record. The transcript has 4 exons. Bases 496 to 1347 code for a protein of 283 amino acids. NCBI's taxonomy places the organism in Eukaryota, Metazoa, Arthropoda, Collembola, Entomobryomorpha, Isotomidae.